Dromiciops gliroides (monito del monte) is the source of this 480-nucleotide messenger RNA. RefSeq names its product interleukin-4-like. The transcript is spliced from 5 exons. Gene Ontology annotation, molecular function: growth factor activity; cytokine activity; interleukin-4 receptor binding. Lineage: Eukaryota; Metazoa; Chordata; Mammalia; Microbiotheria; Microbiotheriidae. Gene Ontology annotation, cellular component: extracellular region. The record is from RefSeq and is a predicted model, not a curated record. The coding region runs from base 1 to 480 and encodes 159 amino acids. Gene Ontology annotation, biological process: positive regulation of eosinophil chemotaxis; activation of Janus kinase activity; positive regulation of macroautophagy.
AUGGGUCUCACAUUCCAACUGAUAUCGACUUUGUUCUGCCUGUUAGCAUGUACCAGUGAUGUUGUCCAAGGAGAGAAAAGGAUCUGCCAAAGCUCUGUUAGAGAGAUCAUCUACACUGCACACUCUCUCACUGAGAAAAAGUUUCCCUGCCUUGACAUGGAAGUGCCAGACAUCUUUGAGGAUACAAAGAAUUCCAGUAUUCCAAAGUUGUUACCUAAGGAGUCAUCAUGCUCUCAGCUGGUCAAGACAAUGAAUGACUUUGAAACAUUAUGCAGAGCUGUGGCUGUGCUCCAACAGGUCUCCAGCAACUGCCCACUUUCUCAGCUAAACAUCAUUCGUAGGAACCUAAUGCUAUUAGUGAAUAAGACCAAAUGUCCUGUGACUGACACCAAGAUUACUAAAUUGCAAGAUUUCCUGAGCAAACUAGAAACCAUCAAUCAGAAGAUAUUUCAGAAAGCAGUUUUAGAAGAUAAAUCUUAA